Molecule: messenger RNA, 209 nt
Organism: Paramecium pentaurelia
Lineage: Eukaryota; Ciliophora; Oligohymenophorea; Peniculida; Parameciidae
Source: the annotation of a GenBank genome assembly
AUGAUAAUGAAGACAAUUAGCAGUUUUGGUAAUUAAAAAAAAUUAAAGGUUUUUGUAAUAAUUGUGAUUAUUAGUGAUGUAUAGUUUAUCUUUAAAAUGAUAGAAUUGAAAGUAAUUAAAUACUGGAGGCUUUUCAUGUUUAAUUUUAUAUCAAAAUCGGCAAUGAUCUUGGUAUGGUAAUACUAUUUCUACGUCUAUCAUUUAGUUGA